AUGAAUCUCCUAAUUACAGGAAAUCUCUUCGACAUGUUCGACACAGCCGAUUGGUCUCCUUUCGAAAUGAUCAACUUUCUCUCAGGCUUUGGUGAAUUUAUGGCAAACUUCACACUUUCCCAUCCAAACUUACAAAAAAUUAUGAACAAAAAAAUAAAAUUUGAUCUUGCGAUUGUGGAAGUUUUUGGAGUUGAAGCUCUGUUUGGCUUUGGAUCUCAUCUAAAUUGUCCAGUAAUUGCGUUGGCAACUUUUGGGUCAUCAAAAUGGACCAAUGAUCUUACAAAAACUCCAAUUCCUUAUUCUUAUGUUCCACACAAUUUUGUUAAAUAUUCCGAAAAAAUGGGAUUUAUUGAGAGGACAAUGAACAUGCUUGUGAUGCAGUAUGAAUUUAUUUUUAUGGAGUUUGUGCAUUAUGGGAGACAGAAUGCAGUUUACGAUCAAUAUUUCGGAAACAAUCAGCUGUCAUUUGAUGAUCAAAUGAAAAAUGUGUCUUUAGUUCUUAUUAACAAUCACUUUAGUUCAUCAUCAGUUAGACCAACUGUCGCUAAUAUGAUUGAAAUCGGUGGAGUUCAAGUCAGUCCAAAACCAAAGCCACUUCCAAAUGACAUUCAAGAGUUUCUAGACUCAGCAACUGAUGGAGCAAUAAUUUUUUCAAUGGGAUCAAUUCUACAAGCUGUAAACUGGCCCGUCGACAAACGUGAAGCUUUCGUUGAAGCUUUUGGGAAAUUAAAAUUGAAGGUCUUGUGGAAAUAUGAGAAUGACACGUUGCCAAAUAAGCCUGACAAUGUGAUGAUCAGUCCUUGGAUCCCACAACGAGAUGUUCUAGCUCAUUCAAAUGUUAAACUAUUCAUUACACAUGGUGGAUUGUUAGGAACUACAGAAGCAAUUUAUGAAGGCAUCCCAGUUCUUGGAAUUCCAAUCUAUGCUGAUCAGCAGAUGAAUAUAGUUAAGGCUGAAAAUAUGGGAAUCGGAAUUUACAUGGACUACGAUGAUAUCGACGAGCCUUUAAUCUCUGAAAACAUCAACAAAAUCCUAAAAAAUUCAAAUUUUAAUAAAAAUGCCAAAUCACUUUCGAAAGUCUAUAAAGAUCGUCCAAUGACACCGCAACAAUCUGUUGUCUACUGGGUGGAAUACGUUAUCAGACAUAACGGAGCAAUGCACUUGAGAUCAGCAGCACAUAAUUUGAAUUUUAUUCAGCUUCACUCGAUUGAUUCUUAUGCCUUAAUUUGUUUUAUUUUGUUCAUUUGUUAUUAUUCACUAAAGAGAUUGUUUUGUAUGAUUUUUGGAGUUAGAUCGGUUGAAGAAAAGGUUAAGAGAAGCUGA
Molecule: messenger RNA, 1323 nt
Organism: Chironomus riparius
Lineage: Eukaryota; Metazoa; Arthropoda; Insecta; Diptera; Chironomidae
Source: the annotation of a GenBank genome assembly